This is a messenger RNA of Scaptodrosophila lebanonensis, 1188 nucleotides long. RefSeq lists its product as uncharacterized. The coding region runs from base 25 to 1035 and encodes 336 amino acids. The record is from RefSeq and is a predicted model, not a curated record. NCBI's taxonomy places the organism in Eukaryota, Metazoa, Arthropoda, Insecta, Diptera, Drosophilidae. The transcript has a single exon.
UCCCAUUCGCAACGGGCUUGCAUCAUGAAGCUCAUCAAGCACGCUGUUUUGCUGGUCGCCCUCUGCUCCGUUGUCGCACGGGCAGAGCCGAGUGUGCCCUUCAUUGGGGAUCUGUGGAGUGGCAUUGGUGAAAUCGGGCAGGACAUUAUCGAUGGCAUCAGGAAUGCGACGCAGGAAGGUGCUGAUAUAGCUGGCGAUUUCCUUCAUCACUUUCAAAAUGCCACCGACGAGUUUGUGGGCGAUGCCAAGGAAUAUAGCCAGUCCGUGCUGGAGGAGCUACACGAUGGCGUCGUCAAGGGCCUCGCCAGCUUCGCAAGAAAUGUGCUCCUCACGCUGGAGAAUCUGCAGCAGACGAUCAGCAAGGUGAGCAACAAUAUUAAGCGUCAGGUCUUGCAAGACGCACUCGACGUGCUCGUCCGCAUCAAUGCCACCGCCACUGAGCUGGAGACCGAUGUGGCCAACAUUGGAAUCGAGCUGCAACAGCGCAUCGAGAGUCACAGAGCGGAAAUUGAGACUGUAUUGAACCAGUGGUCUAAGAGUCAGCUGGAUACUGUUGACCAAGAGACCGACGGAGCCGGCGUGAAGGAAGCCGAGCAGCUGAUCAACGAAUUAGUCCUGCGCUAUGGCACAUAUCUGAACAGUUGUGCCGAAGAAGUUGAACUCCGUAAGGUAGGCUUCGAGCUGCAGGUCUCCGAUGUCAUCGAGCAAUACCAUAAUGCCACCACAGCACUGGCCAUCCAAAUCGACAGCUGUCUAAGGAGCACCAACAGCGGACGAUCCGCUCGCAACUGUCGCAAUGGUGUGCAAGGCGCGCUGGCCAAUCUCAUUCAAGCGCCAAAGAAUCUAGAGGACUUGAAAGCAGCAGGUGCCCAGCUGAUUAGCUCUGGACUCCAGGGCAGCGUGUGUGUUGUACAAACUUUGCAGGAGCUUGCGAAUGAAAAGCUGAGCGUGGAAAUCAAAAUCGAUAUCAUUAUUGGGCAGAACAAGAAAGCGCCAGAAUAUGAUUCCACAACCUUACCUAUUGGAUCGGAAUGAUUUACAAAUCCUGGACAUUGGUACAUACAAUUUAAAAGCACGGUGUUGGGUAAAUUAAGCAUAAUACAAAAGCCUUUUUCUUUCAAUGCAAAAUCAAAUAGGGCUAUAUACAUACUUGUACAGAAAAAUAAAUUUGUUCAAUGCAAAAUCAAA